AUAAGAAGAAAAAAUAAGAUGCAGGUUAUGUUUAGCAAACGUAAACAAUUGUAUGUAGUAAAUAAAAUCAGUUAUUAAAAUGCAGUACUGCAAGCAAAAUACAAUUAAUUAAAUUUACCUUUAUAUAAUAAUUGCAUAUCAUAUCAAUAUUGUGGAGCAAUAUAUAAUUUUUCUGCGUCAAUGACAGAAGGUAUGAAAUAUACGUCAAUUUGACAAUUUCAAUUGACAAUAUGAAUUAUUUAAGAUAGAUGCAAUAUUUCUCCGCGACUCGCGCACGGUCGUUUCUCGUUUCCCUUUCCAAGUACUUGCACACCGCGGAUAGCCUUAACAUACCAUACUACUGUGAUCUGUGAUCGACUUUUUUGCAACAUAAAUAUUGACUCCUUUUUACCCAGUGCGGUCCUGGUUUUCAAUCCUUUGAAGAAGAAGAAGAAGAGUGAACAUUUUUUCGUUUUCCCAACCUCAUUUUAUAAUCUGUCAGAUAGAAAAAAUAAUGGCGAACGAUAGAGAAAUUCUUCGAGAAAUUUGGGAAGGCAAAUUGCCGAUUUGUUUUCGAUUAGACAGUGAAGAAGUUGCAGAUGUUCGCGAACCAGACCCAUUUUAUUUGAUGGUUCCAAGACUCAGUUACUUUCCGUUAGUAACAGACAAAAUAAAACGACACUUUCUCAAAUAUGUAGACUGUGAGAAGUCUGAACAAGAAAUGUGGCUGGAAUACAAUGGACAACCCUUAAAAUGGCAUUAUCCAAUCGGGGUGUUGUUUGAUCUUUCGUUUGACAAAGACGAGAUUCUGCCUUGGAAUAUAAUUGUGCAUUUUGACAAGUUUCCUGAAGCUGAGAUUUUUAGAUUUAGUAAUAAAGAUAUGGUAGAGGCUUAUUUUAUGUCUUGUUUAAAAGAAGCUGAUGUACUUAAACAUAGAGGACAAAUUGCAGGUAGUAUGCAGAAAAAGGACCACAAUCAGUUAUGGUUGGGAUUGCAAAAUGACAAAUUUGAUCAAUUUUGGGCUGUAAACAGGAAACUAAUGGAAACUACAAAUGAUCAAGAUCAUUUUAAAUACAUACCGUUCAGGUGCUAUAUGGAUAGUGGAUAUAAGCAAAAACUGGUAAAGCCUGUUACAGAAGGUGGUGCUAAAAAGACUCUACAAGACCUAAUUAACGAAAUAUUUCCAGAAAAUGGCGAUGUAAAAGUAAAGACACAUGGACUCAUUCCUCCUUCAGAUACUCCUCUACAGUGGCUGUCGGAACAUUUAAGUUACCCAGACAACUUUUUACAUCUUUGUGUUACGAGUUGAAGAGUGAUAUAAGAUACUAUAUUUAUUUUAGAUGUAUUGUUGGAUAUUCUGUUGCAUUUAAGGAUGGACCAUUAGUGUACAAGGACCCAAUUUUUUCGGAUGUGAAAGUAAAACAAAAAACAAAUAUUAAA
Messenger RNA from Diabrotica virgifera virgifera (western corn rootworm), 1419 nucleotides. It is a transcript of the gene Atg5, whose product is annotated as autophagy protein 5. NCBI's taxonomy places the organism in Eukaryota, Metazoa, Arthropoda, Insecta, Coleoptera, Chrysomelidae. Gene Ontology annotation, cellular component: cytoplasm; Atg12-Atg5-Atg16 complex; phagophore assembly site membrane. The record is from RefSeq and is a predicted model, not a curated record. The coding region runs from base 494 to 1288 and encodes 264 amino acids. The transcript has 4 exons. Gene Ontology annotation, biological process: nucleophagy; cellular response to nitrogen starvation; autophagosome assembly.